AUGGAAGCGGAGAUAAGCGCGUACCAAGAAGCUAACCGAACCGGAUUCUUGACCCGGUUGGACGUCGGUCCGCAAGCGUUUAUUACGUCGUCACGAGCAAGAGCGAACAAUCAAGCGGAUUGGCCAGACUACCAAAUUGUUUUUGCGCAACAUGGCUUAAUCCACGAUGGCACGACCAGGGUUCCACUGGCGCUUCAGAUCAUUCUAAAUCGGGCCGAAUCCGUGGGCGAGAUCGGCUUCAAUUCCACAAAUUAUGCAAAUGGGGAGAGAAGCGAUGUCAAUUUGGCACUUAUCGAUUUCAAACUCUUUACCGUACUUUCCGACAUGGAAGUUAUGAUUGAAGGGAUAAAACUUGGCCUGCAAGUUAUGGAGAACACUACCUCCUUCCAAGCAAUGGAUGUGGCGUACACGGAAAGCAUUCCUGAGGCUUGUAGAUUAGUCCCCUACCGAUCUAACCAGUACUGGAUGUGCUACGUACAUCAACGUGGCUACUCAUGGCUCCAUAUCGUUGGAACUUGCGCAAUGGGGCUUCCCGGAAAUCCCAUGACCGUCGUAGACUAUCAGUAUAAGGUCUUAGGAAUUGCUGGGCUGCGUGCCAUUGACGGCAGUGUGAUGCCAAGGACGACCAAUGCCAAUUUGAAUGGAGGAGUCAUAUUAACAGCGGAAAAGGGGGCGCAAGCGAUCCUGGCGGAAUACAGUGACACAUAG
Folsomia candida is the source of this 708-nucleotide messenger RNA. Its product is annotated as glucose dehydrogenase [FAD, quinone]. The transcript has 3 exons. The record is from RefSeq and is a predicted model, not a curated record. NCBI's taxonomy places the organism in Eukaryota, Metazoa, Arthropoda, Collembola, Entomobryomorpha, Isotomidae. Gene Ontology annotation, molecular function: flavin adenine dinucleotide binding; oxidoreductase activity, acting on CH-OH group of donors. Bases 1 to 708 code for a protein of 235 amino acids.